GUGGCCACGUAGAGCUUCUGACGAGCAGCACCUACCCCGGAUUGGUGUACAAGCCGGUAACUGCUGGAGAGCUUUACUUCUACCAGUGCCUCCCCGAGGCCCUGGCGCCGUACACCAGCGUCUGCUACGGCACGUGCCAAAUACCUGCCCUGCAGGUGGACGCAGACUUGGGACCGGGUGGGGCCAUGCCGCCCGCGUUCCUCAUCAUGGAGGACAUCACGGCUGGCAUGAAGGAGCCCGCGGUCUUGGACCUGAAGUUGGGCUUCAGGCAGCGGGCUGCGCAUCACGGACCCUCCAAGCGGUCCUCCAUGAAAGCAAAAUGUGCCCGGUCCACGUCGCGGGUCAUGGGCUUCCGGCUCUGCGGGCUCCGGUAUUUUGAUCCGGCGACCCGGAAGAUGCGGAAAUCCAGCAAGAAAGAAGGACAGCAGGAGUGCCAGGACAGCGUCCUGGAGAAGCUCCUCGACUACCUGAGGCCCCUGCGCGGCCAAUCGCAGGAAGCUGACGAGGCGGAUGUGCGCAGCAUCCAUGAGAUUACGGAGCUCCUGGGCGACCUGUCCGACGUGAUCCGGCAACUCCCCGGCUUCCGCUUCUGGGGCUGCUCCCUGCUGCUCGCAAGGGACGUCAGCUACUGCUUUGGCCAGGGAGGCCCAAAGAAGACGGUCUGCAAGCUCAUCGAUUUCUCCAACUUUCACAUGACCUACGGCGACACGGUGGAUCUGGAGUUCCUGACCGUGCUGGAGAAUGUCCAGAGGUGCUUGGCCCACUGCGCUGCAGGGACCGACAUGGGUGAACUCCUGCACGCACCCGAUCUUAGGUUCCAGGACCUGGAGCAGGUUGGGGUCAAGGAGAAGCGCGUGGGGGCAGCGGGCCGGUUGCUUCUCAACGCUGCCUUGGGCGAAGCCGACGGCCACGUGGCCUCGGGCAAAGUGCACGAAGGUCAAGGGCUUCGGGAAGGCAAUGGGAAUGCCUCGCCCUGGGCACCUUUGCGCACCAUUGCGCUGCCAUGCGCCUCCGUCUUGAACUCCGGGGGGCAACCCGUCCCCCCGGCGCGCAAAGUGGUGCAGUCACCUUCGCUGUAUGCUCCGCCACGCAGGGUGUAG
Molecule: messenger RNA, 1100 nt
Organism: Symbiodinium natans
Lineage: Eukaryota; Dinophyceae; Suessiales; Symbiodiniaceae
Source: the annotation of a GenBank genome assembly